AUGGAUCUGGAGGAAGAUCUCCAGAAGAUGGGCUAUGCUCCUGCCAUUGGAAUGAGAGAGAAUUUCGCUUCAACGCGAGAGAAACCACGCGACCUUUUCGAGGAGACCAAGGACACUACUGCCAAACUUAGCCAAGAGCGCCAACCAUUCAAAUAUGUCAUACAGCAACUCAAUAGACAUCUAGCUGAAUCUCAAGGCGAGCAAGCCAAGCCAAGGGCGGAAAUCGGGCUUCUUCAAAAACGAAAUACCACUUACUUGGACUUCUUGAAGAGGGAUAUUCCCCAACGCGAGACAUUGUUGGCGGCUUUCAGAGGAGUACAGGAGAGAGGUUGUUUGACGGCAGAUGACAUCCAUGCAGUAGCUGCAUGGCAAGCUAAUCCAUUGGAUACUUACCCUGAACAAAGACGAAUCAAUGGAUCUAGCCAUCGGGAGUGGUCAGAAUGGUUUUGCGGAGCUGUGAAGACAAGGGCCACGGCGACUGGUUGUGGAGGUGGGCGGACGAGUUCUGAUUGUCACAGCAUCGGCGAGUCCACGAAGAUAACGACAGAGAGUCUUGGCUCGACGGCGACUCGUGGUUCACUACCAUCCAACAAACGCAGACGAGGCGGAUCAGAAGCAGGAGACGAGCGAGACAACUCCCCCUUUGCUUCUCAACGAACACGAAUAGAUCUAAACAGGAGAUGUUCGAGGGGAAGAGGCCUUAAAUUCUAG
This is a messenger RNA of Letharia columbiana, 711 nucleotides long. RefSeq lists its product as uncharacterized. Bases 1 to 711 code for a protein of 236 amino acids. NCBI's taxonomy places the organism in Eukaryota, Fungi, Ascomycota, Lecanoromycetes, Lecanorales, Parmeliaceae. The record is from RefSeq and is a predicted model, not a curated record. The transcript has a single exon.